GCACGAGGUCGGUCAAGAAGGAUGCCUCUUACUCGUACACUAAAUACCUGGCAUAGAUAUCAAACACACUCCCUUUAAUUUCAACGAAUGGGGACCUUUGGAAAGGCUGCACAGCACGCUGGGAAUCAACAUCCAACGUGUGGAUGCCCGCCUGUGGCGUUUGUGACGUAUUUGGUAGUAUUCGGCCCGUGCUUGUCAAGGUUGGAACUGUAUCUGCGCUGCCGGGUAAGGCUUGGGAUGAAAAUAUGAGACCAGGUUGGGGCUAUGCCGCUAUGCGUCUCCCCUCUCUACGCAGCCAUCACCAAGCGUGAGAGCCGACUUGUGCAGCACUUUGUAGACCCCAUGCGGGCUUUCACAAGCACAGGAGUCUCCUCGGUCGCUUCAGAUCAUCAAGGAAUCACCUAUCAAGUGUCAAUGCCACUGUCGAGCCGCAAGUGCGCUCAGAUGAGUACGUGCGCAUCUGCGCGGGCAGUCAGAACAGCGUAUAAAUACCCGAUUGGGAACUGAAACGUGCUUGAACGUGGGUAUCAUUCGCUUUCGACCUGUAGGGUUUUACAACAGCCGUCUUGUUUCGAGAACCGAGGAGUCGUCAAAAUGGUCAAGAUCGAGCCUUUCGCGGUGGAGCAGUGGAUGGACGAGUAUGAGGUCACACCGGGCGUCAUCAACAUCGCCGAGACGUGUGCGGCUUCUGUCUCCAUUGACGACCUGAAGACCCUCUCCAAGCAGGAGGAUGGCGCAUCCCCCGUCAAUCUCUCCACCAAACUCACCUACGGCGCCAUCAGGGGCUCAGAGAAACUGCGAGGGCUGGUCGCUGGCCUGUUCGCGGAGGAAACCGUCGAGACUCUUCCUGCCGACAACGUGUUGAUCACCCAGGGGGCCAUAUUGGCAAACUUCCUGCUGCUGUACGCCUUGGUCGGGCCAGGGGAUCAUGCGGUCUGCGUGUAUCCGACAUAUCAGCAGCUAUACGGCGUCCCAAAGAGCCUAGGCGCAGAGGUCUCCCUGUGGAAGCUGAAGCGAGAGAAUGGGUUCGUACCAGAUGUCACCGAGCUGGAGUCUCUGGUCAAGAGCAGUACGAAGAUGAUCAUUCUCAACAAUCCGAACAACCCCACGGGAGCAACUAUCCCGAAGGAUGUUCUCGGCCACGUCGUUGAGUUCGCCCGAGCACGAGACAUAAUCGUCCUGUGUGACGAGGUCUACAGGCCGUUGUACCACAGCCUGCCAGCCGAGGCGGACAUCCCCCCUUCGAUCCUGUCGUUCGGGUACGACAAGACGAUCUCAACGGGGUCCAUGUCCAAGGCAUGGGCGCUGGCGGGGAUCCGCUUGGGCUGGAUCGCCUCGCGAGACCGAGGUAUCAUCGACGCCAUAGCUGCGGCGCGCGACUACACGACCAUCAGCGUGUCACAGCUGGACGACCAGGUUGCAAGCUUUGCCCUCUCCGAUGGGGUGCGGCCCGCCCUGCGAGGGAGGAACCUGGAGCUAGCCAGGACCAACCUUAAACUGCUCGAGAACUUCGUCGAGGAGCACCAGGGGGUUUGUAGCUGGGUCAAGCCGACGGCGGGCACAACGGCGUUUGUCCAUUUCACGAAUGGCGGCAAGCCGGUGGACGACGUGAGAUUCUGCAUAGACGUGCUCGAAAAGACAAAGGUCAUGUUCGUGCCGGGCUCCAAGUGCUUUGGCCAUGACCAGGACUUCAAGGGAUAUGUGAGUGAUGCCCCCUCUCGGAGCCGGGCCAAGGGGCUCCCGCCGUCCCAAGCUCUGCGUUGUAAGGUGAGGCGACAGAUGGCUAAUGGAAACUGGUCCAGGUCCGGAUCGGGUACGUGUCGGAAACAGAUGUGCUGGUCGAGGGGCUACACAGGCUUGGAGAAUACGUGAACAAGAACCUGUCGUCGUGACAGUUCGUCUUGGCCAGGGCUCUGCAGGGGUGGCAUUCGUGGAGGAAAUCGUCACACCAGCGCGAGAGCCGCGAGCGACCAACAAGUCAUGUGAGACCGUGCUCCGAACUGGACGGCACCCAGUUCCGGUCCGCUCGAAGACGGGUCGUGAGAUGGCCGGGCGCCAAGAGCCAAGCCGUGAGCUACUCCGGAAGGAUCGGCGGACAAGACCGCGCAGCGAUUCGUGAAACAAUUGCCGGUGAAUUGUAAUCUCACCGGUAUCUCUGGGCAGUGGCAGGUCAGCAGGCCCGGAGUGCAUCGGCAGCAGCGGCAUAGUGUUUUCGUGGCGCGUGUGGUAUUUGUUUAUUUUUUUUUCAGAAAAAAAUGAAAAGAGAAAAAGAAAAGAAGAAUGUUUGUCGACAUUUUGUGUUCCUCAUUCCACAGUACGGAGUACUCCAUCUCCACCACUGCUCCAAGCCGUAAUAAGCCGUCGUCUGCUGUGCUAAUAUGCUCCCUUGACACGGGCUUGGCAUAGAGGUAAUACUUUGGUACCCUGGCUCGAGUGCGGUCUAUUGCCAAUGAAAAGUGGAGGAAAGUAAACACGGGGUCAGAAAGUCAGAGCAAUAGCGGAUAACCCGUGCAGCCGCGCAGCCGUGGCAGCUGGGCAGUUGCC
Diaporthe batatas is the source of this 2544-nucleotide messenger RNA. RefSeq lists its product as uncharacterized. Gene Ontology annotation, biological process: biosynthetic process. Bases 595 to 1872 code for a protein of 425 amino acids. Gene Ontology annotation, molecular function: pyridoxal phosphate binding; catalytic activity. Lineage: Eukaryota; Fungi; Ascomycota; Sordariomycetes; Diaporthales; Diaporthaceae. The transcript has 2 exons. The record is from RefSeq and is a predicted model, not a curated record.